CAAUUCGAUUGCGAAACACGGGUAAUGCCCUCUUCCAUCUCAAUUCCGAACAGCAGUAACAGCAAUGUCGCCUCCCAUUCCGGUCACCAUAAUCACCGGCUUUCUCGGCGCGGGCAAAACAACAAUCAUCCUUAAUCUGAUCCGCCAAGUACCCCCAGACUACCGGCUAGCUCUUCUAAAAAACGAGUUUGGGGAUCUGGCCGUGGACUCUCAAUUAGCGUCUGCGAACUCCAUUUCCGGCGUCCGCGAGCUUCUCAACGGAUGCAUCUGCUGCAACCUCGUGGGACAACUGGGCGACGCCCUCCUCCAACUCUGCGAUGAAGUAAAUCCAGACCGCAUCGUCAUCGAGACGAGCGGCAGCGCAUUCCCCGCCACGUUAGCAAUGGAAGUGAACCGAAUCUCGCGUGAGAACGAUGGCAAAUUCGUAUUAGAUGGGGUCAUCAGCGUGAUAGACGUGGAGAACUGGGAAGGCUACGAUGACACCUCAUACACGGCGAAGUUGCAGGCGAAGUACACGGAUCUGAUCAUUUUCAAUAAAUGGGAGGACGUACCGGAGGACCGGUUUGAUGUGUGUUUAGACCGCGUGGCAGAUCUGGAGCUUGAUACGGCCUGGGUAAAGUCUGCAAAGGGUUUCGUGGACAAGGACGUCUUGUUGGGAAUUGAUGGGGCGUUGCUGGCCAAGGAGAUAUCUGAUCGCGGACAUGCUUCAUUGGAUCUUGUGUUGUUGAACGGAAUUGAUAAUACGGCGGCUAAGGAGGCUUAUGUGCAAGAGCAUAGUCAUGGGCUUGGUGAGCCUCGGGAAAAUGAGCAUCAGUCCGAGGUGGACGUGCUCUCGGUUUCGCUUACCAGCUCUCAGCCGUCCGACACUGUCAAUACGGAGGCAUUUACUACGCUCCUCUUAUCCGCGCCCAAGGAUGAGGUCUACAGGAUAAAAGGCAUUAUCCAAUUCCCGGCUGAUUCACCUCCGGAAGACUCGUCAGGAGAAAAGGCUCAGGCGCCUACACCAAAACCGACACCAGCACCCAUAAGGGACGAAGGAAAUGGAAAUGUUGAUGGAGUUGUCGCACCUGAGAGAGGAACAGCCACCAUCAAGACGCAGAAUUACAUCCUUAACUGGGCGUUUGGCCGAUGGACGUAUACUCGCUCUCCGGCUUCCAUAGGCAAUGCUUCUAGCACUAGUAAAGAAGGCGCAAGAACGGUACCUCCCGAAAGCGCCAUAAUUGCAUCUAUGACACUCAUCCUUGCCAGAGGUGAAUCUCAUAAGUGGACGCGGAAACUAGAGAGUGAAGGGCUGUUGGAGGUCGCAGGUGACUCUGCAGAAAAUAGGCGGGGAGUGACAAAGGUGGAGCGGCUUGCUUGAUGCGUUGAUGUACAGGUUGACAAGGGGCAGGGAGGGGUGACAAGAUAUGAAAGUUUACCUGAUGUAUGUACAUACAUACAACGAGAAGCGAUCUCAAGCAUAUUAUUGCAUCUAUUGUAUAUAUUUUUCGUAUAUAAUUAUCUAUAUGUUGGAAGCCAAAAGCAGCUGGAUUUCAUAGAAGUUUGGAUAGACAAAACAGGGACAAGGGUAAACGGGGGAAAGUCUGAUAUACACUUACAAAAUUUAUCAAACAUCAAAUGAAGGAUGCAUCCUUAUUAUUCAUUUUUAC
Messenger RNA from Histoplasma capsulatum G186AR, 1649 nucleotides. RefSeq names its product CobW domain-containing protein. Gene Ontology annotation, cellular component: cytoplasm. The transcript has a single exon. The record is from RefSeq and is a predicted model, not a curated record. Lineage: Eukaryota; Fungi; Ascomycota; Eurotiomycetes; Onygenales; Ajellomycetaceae. Bases 65 to 1360 code for a protein of 431 amino acids.